Molecule: messenger RNA, 6447 nt
Organism: Nomia melanderi (Alkali bee)
Lineage: Eukaryota; Metazoa; Arthropoda; Insecta; Hymenoptera; Halictidae
Biological process (GO): regulation of DNA-templated transcription
Molecular function (GO): RNA polymerase II cis-regulatory region sequence-specific DNA binding; DNA-binding transcription factor activity, RNA polymerase II-specific
Source: RefSeq, a predicted model, not a curated record
UAGUGAGACCUCUUGUUGUUCUCAUUCUAAGGCGGAAUACCAGUCGUCACUGUUUUCUGUUGUGUUUUUAGGCUGGAAUCAGACGAAAAACAUGCCGUUUCGAUAAUCGAAUGCGAAACAAAAGACUCUUAAGGCGAGUUAUCGUACCCAAGCUUAAGGAAGGUGCUUUGUUACGGGGGUAUGUGAAUGGUGCAGGUGUAAUUUAAUAAGAGCAGGGGAGGCUGGCGAUUUAAUAAGAUAUUGAUUUGUCCGCGACUGCCUUGCUGGCUCCAUCGCACACACAAACCAGGUAGCCAUGAACGUCGAUAUUUUUGGGGCACUGGCUGGUGCAACGUGUCGGCUGUGCAUAUGCCGUGUUCAAGCGUGCUUGCAGGCCUGAUAGGGCCCGAAAUGCAAAUAGCCGCUGGCGAUAUGCAUUAACGAUACGGGGCAAAUUCCGGCGAGUACGACCAGUACGAUUAUAACAUUCAUCACGACGGCGACCACCACGGUAACGAUAGCCACGACGGCGGCGACGACGACGCCGACUACGAUUACGAAGACGGCGACGAUAACGACGAGAACGGCGUCAACAACGACGACAACGACGACCCUCACGACAAAUAUACUGACUGUGACGACGGAAACGACAACGGCAGUGACGGCGGAGACUUGUCAAUUAGAAAAAAAAGAUAGUGGUGUUACCGCUGCACCGUGUAUAUUUUACAGAGUAUUUUAAAACACUUGCAGUGUUCAAUGUAGUAGUUCGGAAAUUGCAUGUGUAAAUAAAAUAUUUGAGACACAAUGGAUCUUACAAACAAUGGAACAUCAGGGAGUGCAGUGGCUUGCCCUGUUUGUACCCUCUAUUUACGUGAGGGUAUUAGUUUACAAAGACAUUUGGACACUCAUCCAAAGGAACAAGUUAUUGAAGCCCUUAUCAAAGCUAGUUCUAAUUCCUCACAGUUGCAACAAACUCAGUUAUCGCCAUCUGCUCCUCCAGCCUCUCCGUCUGUACAAUCGCCGCAAAGUACACCGCCAGUUGCACAGAAUACUCAUCUAUCAACUCAGUCACCAUAUCCUAUAGGACCAAUUUUUGAAUGUCCACCAAUCGGCACUGUGAUGCCACCUCAAUUUGCUUCGUUUAGUUAUCAACAAUUUGUGAAUAAUGGCACUAUGAUGAUACCACAAUACGCAAUGGCUCCACAAGCUAAUCAAAUGAUGCAGAUGCUAUAUAAUCCAUAUGGUAUGUACCAACAACAACAGAUACCAACUGUUCAGAUGAUCUCACCAGUCACGACUAUACCUAAUACGUCUAGAGGCAGGUCAAUAGUAACUGUGGCUGGCGAAACAAAUGGUAGAACUGCUAUUGCUAUACCUGUAAAUAAUUCCGAGCCAAAACAGAUCUUACCUGAAAUUUUGCCCGAAUCUGAACAAGAAUCUGAACAAGUGCUACCUGAUAUCAAUCUUCCAGUUUCGCCUUCAUCAUUAAACGAAGAGAAUUCUAUGCAUCAAACUGAAAGUGAGACUAGUACAAUUCAAAUAGAAACUGAAGAACAGGAGUCUCCAACCUCAGGUAGUGAAAAUCAAGAUAUUAUUCAGAAUGAAUACGAUAGCAUUCCGAGAACAUUGGCGAUCACUUGCAAUGUUGAAGAUACUACUGAUGAUAAAGUUGAAAGUGUAUUGCCUGAUAUUCAAGAAGGUGAAACUUCAUGUGUUGUUAAUGUAGAUGUUCAAUGUAAACCUAUUCAAUAUGACUCUUCAGAUACACAAGAAUACAUACACAGAUACAAAGAUGAAGAUGAUAAUAAUAAAGUUAAUAUGCCUGAAGCAUCAUCACCAGUGACAACAGAGAAGGAAGCUGAAGAAGCAACUACAGAAAAAGUUCCUUGCCCAGAAGUAACUGAAAUUGGGGGUACCUCAUCACAAACACUUAUAGAAGGUGCAACAAAAGACCCAGCUCAACCUGAAGUAGAACAAUUAGAACGUCUUUUAAUCACUAUUAUGGAAUCUGAAUUUGAUAAUGAAUCACAUAAAAAAUCUAAUAGUAAAGAUGACAAAAAGAAAGAAGAAGACCCAAAAGAAAAUGCUUCUUCUUCUCCAGUGAGAGCGGAAAGUGUAAUUCAUGAAACAACAGCUAAUAGUUCUAGUGAACAUGAAAGCAGUUGUAAGUCCGAUAUAGAAUUAAAAAUUAGCGAAAAUUCAGAAACUGAUAUAGAUAGUAAAGAAAAUAAGAAUUUAAGUCUUUCGUAUCGUUAUAAGAACAGUUUGUCUGCACCUGCAUCGCCAGUCUUGUCUGAAGGUCGUCGUACAACCUAUUCUGUUCGUUCAGUGUUUGGUUCACAUGAAAAUCUUAACUCUUACCCAGUCGGUUUUGAUGCAAACACAUUGCAAGAUGAAGAAGAUGAUGAAGAUGAAAAAAAUGAAACAGAAGAUAACUUUGAUGAAGCAGACAUGGAAAUAGAAGAAAUUCAAAGUCCUCAUACACCCUUUAUCAAAUAUGGAGAGAGCACAGAUCAUGUAAGAUCGCAUACUCCGUUAUCUGUGAGUAGUGGUAUCUCUGUAUUGAGAGUCAGAAAGGAUCUCAGUAAACCAUGCUCACCUGCUUCAGUACAUUCAUUUUGUCACAUGGAUAAUAGCGUUAUAAGCCAUGAUGAAGAAAGUAAUAUAGCAAUGGAUGCAACACCAGAAAAAGAUCCUAUUGACUGUUCAUCUAUGGAACAAGAUGUAAAGGUAGAUCAAUCAGAAGCCUUUUUAAAUGAAACUGGUGAGAAGAAAAUGGAAGGUAAUUCAGCAUAUCAAUCUGUAAUCACUGAACAUGUGAGCUCAUUUCCUACAAUUUCACAACAAUCAACAUCAUCAUAUGAACCAUAUACUGGUACAUCAAAUAAAAGUAAUCUUGUAAAUUUGUCAGAAUCUAUAGAUGUUGCGAGUAGCUCAGAUUCAAAGAGUUUCCAUUCUUCUAAAUCAAUUAUACAAAAGCCAUCAAUGGAACUUCUUAGUUUAAAUGAAGAUGCCCAUGCAGGUCCAAUGAAUGUUUUCGAAUUUGAUGGGCUUCAGAUCUUAGUUCCUAGUACAUUUAUAAGUGAUUCUUCACAAAAAGCUGUUAGUGCAACCAGUCAGCAAUCCAUGGCCAGCAGUGAAGGUGGAAUAGGUGUAGAUGAAGAAGUAAAGAGCAUUAACAUGAGAGCAGACGAAACUAUGCCACCUAGAGGUGAAUUAUCCGAACAGGAAAGCAAUGGAUGUACUGAACCAUCUGCUUGGCAGCUAUAUGCUGGACAAGAAUCAUCACGUAUGUCAACUUCUUAUGACUUGAUGGCCCGUGAAAGUUGGGAAGAAUCAGAAGGAUCCGACAAUGAAAUUAGUGGACCGUUAUUAGACAGUAGAUCUUUAGCUACACAUCUGACAUCCAGUCUCUUCCUAGAUCGAGAUAGGAAAACUCCAACAAGAAGAACAUUCAAGUGUUAUCAUUGCCCUGAGGUAUUUGAUUGUCCGAAAGAACGCAGAGUACAUUGUACUACUACGCACAAAGAAGCUGGACCUAGUAGUAGUAGUAGAGAUUCUACGGAUCAACCAGAGGUGAAGGAUAUCAAAUUACUAGAUGGCCGCAUGAACGCAUUUGAGGAUAUUUUUGUACCAGGUUUACAUGUUCAACAAGUUUAUCAUCAACAGCCACUAUUACAUCAGCUCCAGCCACCGCAAUCAUCAGAUGUAACUGCAAAAGUAGAACCUGAUCAAAAGAUUGAAACCUUAGUGUUACCAUCAAACAUUGAGGUAGUUUGUACCCUGUGCAACCAACGAUUUAGUAGUGAAAAAUCAUUACAGUUACACCACAGAAGAGUACACCUCACAGAAACUUCAAAACGAGUUCGUGACAGUACCAAGUGCCAGAUAUGCCAAGAAGAGUUUCCUUCAGUUUUGUUGUUCAAUGCACAUCUAAAAAUACAUCCGUUAGAGUGUGGUCAAUGCGGGAAGUAUUUUUAUAGAAAACAAAACUUUAAGUUACACAUGAAACGACAUUUGGGAAUAAAGCCGUUUCCAUGUACUGUUUGUGACAAAGCAUUUUUAACUAAGCAGAAGUUGGACGAGCAUACUAAUGGGCAUACUGGGAAUGCACCUGUUAAGUGUAAUCUCUGCAAUGAAACAUUUCGCAGAUAUUCAAAUUUAACUCAACACAAGAAUAGACAUCAUCUGAACAUAAAAAGGAAAUUGAAGGAUUAUAUAUGUCACUGCGGCGAGGUAUUCCAUACGAAAAAGAAAUUGGCCUGGCAUAAAGAAACACACGACGAUAAGCCCAAAGCGUGUACAUACUGCAAUGAAAGAUUCAUUCAUAUGGCUAGCCUGACCAGACACAUGCGUCGUGCUCACAACAGAAGAUUCGUUCCAGAUGCUCAAAGGGAGAGCGAAAACGUUGAAUGUCCCAUAUGUAAGUGUAUUUAUUUGCGAUCUUCCUUAGCAGUACAUAUGCGAGUACAUAAUGGAGAAAGACCAUAUGAAUGUCAAGUUUGCUCCAAGGCGUUUAGUACUAAGUGGAACUUACAAUUGCACAAAUGGACACACGCUGCUCGUAGCACCAAACCUUUCAAGUGUAAUCAGUGUAGUGCCGCAUUUUACCGGCACAGCGAUUAUACUGCUCACAUGAAUUCUCAUAGGAACGUGCGUCCUUAUACUUGCAACUAUUGCGGAGCGCAGUUUAUACGAAAGUAUAAUUGUCUAAGGCAUGUCAAAGAGCACGAAGAGAACAAAGCAUACACUUGCGAUGUUUGCAACAAAACAUUUCAUAGAUCAUACUAUCUCAAGGAACACUUGCGAGUACAUUCGGGCGCCAGACCAUAUACGUGUCACAUUUGCGGGAAGUCUAGCGGUACGAAAUCGAACCAUAAUAAGCAUGUUAGAAUCCAUCAUGCGCGAGAGCCUGUAAAUACCGAGAAUUAAAAAAAAACGAACGAGAAUUAAUUCAUUUAGUCAAUAUCAAUGUUAUUGAAAGUAUUGUUGCACAAUACUUUUAUCUAAUUCUUUUAUUUUUUAGUUUUCUUUGAAAAUCGUAAUCUUCCUUUACUAUUUCGAUUAAUGAAAAUACUAAUUUAGUACUAAAGGAAGAGUAACGAAAUGAGAAAACUUGAUUGUACAAUCUAGACAUUUUACAUUUUAAAAGAUCUCGUUCGUUCGUUCUCUUAUUUACUAAAUAUUUUAAUAUAGACAGUUUAAACUUGAGUUUACUGCUAGUAUUGUGCUAGCUGUUAGUAUCAACAAUCAUAUAAACAGUUUAAUUUGUCAUAUCAACAAUGAAGAUGGUUUUACGUUGUAUACUUUGCGCGAUAUGCGGUACGUUCUAAUUCAUAAAAUUUUCGUCGUAUAGUCCGCUAAAAUACAAUGACUCGAGACUGUAACUACUUAAGAUAAUAUGAAAUUUGUAAGUAAUAUUAACUGAUACAUAUUGUCUGGAGAUCUGAGCAACUUCCGUAAAGAGAAGUCUAUACGAUGAGAUGCUUUUGCCAACUUACACUAAUUAACUAUUAGAUAAUAAUGAACUAACUGAUCAGUGUAAUGGAGUCAUUAAGCACUUUUUAUGUGUUGAUCGUUAUACAAAACAAAAAAAAAUAAGAUUUUUUUACAAUAACUAUUUUACACGAGGCAUGCGUAUUGUGGUGUUAUGCAUUGGCAUUGAAUGUGAGAACAUAAUGGAUUGGAGAGAAAGAGAGUGAGAGUAAGCGAGAGAGAGGCCCGUAUUUAUUUGCGUUGAAUUGUGCAGCGCGUAAGGCCCCAUACGAUAAUUAGCGUUAUUAAUUAUCACAAAGGUAGUUACGGAUCUUAGUUAUUAUUCUUCUAUAUUUAUAUAUUUUGCAAAAUGUAAUGAUUUUUAUUGCUAAUUGUAAUUCCAAGACUGAUCGAUGUUGGUUCCUCAUAUUGCUCUCGCAUGUAAACGUAGUAUAUAUAGAGAUGUAUGCUUGUAAGAAGAUUUCAAUAAUCUUAAGUGGGUUCGUGUAUGCGAAAUUUUCACGAAAACAAAUUCGUGUCUAACCAAAAUAAUCAAGUAUACUAUGUCAAAUAACUUAAAGUUUGACUCUUUUAUAUUAUAUGAAGUGUUUGUGACUGUUCGUUGUCACAGAAUUACUAGAGAGCAAUAUGAACGAAAGGAGGCGCUGAAUUAUUACUGCGUAUUGAAAUUUUGUUGUACUGUAUUUAAAUCGCGUUGUUGUUACAAAACAGUGUUUUUAUCGUGAAAACAGUUAGGAAUCUGAACAAAAUUUUGCAUGAAACUUUUAACUAUUUAUGUUCCACACAUUGAGUUUUUAUUUGUUAAUAGUUAUUUCGUAAGUGAUCUAAGAUCCUUAACGAAUAACUAUACGUUUUUUUUCUUCUCAAACAGAAGGAAGUCGAACGUUUCGACCUAGUUAAAUAUAACAAUUUUCGAUACACUCAGAUGUUAAGCGUAGCUUAUUUAUAUAUAUAUGACCAACAUCGACGUCC